AUGAUAUCAAACAUAGCAGGAGAUGAAUGGAUGAAAGUUGCCAAUAACCGCGAGGAAUGGUGCAAGUUGGAGGAGGCUUUUACCCAAGAGGGACUACACACCAACAACAACGGAAAAUAUCGAGGGCUGGGCGAGCGCGUAUCGUUUGCAGAGGAAUAUAAUAGUUUACAGCUCGGUGGGAUCCGUUUGGGUCUAUCAAUUGAAACAUGCUCUCAUGCCGAUGACGUCGUCUUUGGCGUGCGGCGUCGCGACAAUAAACAAUACAAACAACCCGGCCCUGCGUUUGACACCAGCCCGUUCGAAGUGGAU
Messenger RNA from Brenthis ino (lesser marbled fritillary), 309 nucleotides. NCBI's taxonomy places the organism in Eukaryota, Metazoa, Arthropoda, Insecta, Lepidoptera, Nymphalidae. The record is from the annotation of a GenBank genome assembly.